CGCGCCGGGCCGUCCCACCCCCAGUGCGGCAGCGAGGUUCGGGUGCUCGGAGCAAGAGGGGGUCGGAGGAGCCGGGAGCGGAGAUCCGAGGGGUGAAGAAAUACUCGGUGGUCCCACGCUCUGCCCCAUCGGACUCAACAUCCCCACACCAUGAAAGCCAUCAGCCCGGUGCGGUCGGUCAGGAGCUGUUACGAGGCCGUUUGCUGCCUCUCGGAGCAAAGUUUGGCCAUCGCUCGCAGCAGCAACAACAAGAGCCCGGCGUUGGAGGAACCCAUGAAUCUGCUGUACGAUAUGAACGACUGCUACUCCAAAUUGAGGGAGUUGGUGCCGGGCAUCCCGCAGGGCACCAAGCUGAGCCAGGUGGAAAUCCUCCAGCACGUCAUCGAUUAUAUCUUCGACCUGCAGAUCGUGCUGGAAGAGGGGGCCAAGGGGCGAGACCACUCCUCGGAGGCCACCCUGCUGUCCCUGAAGGCAGCCGAGCUGGCCUCCGAGCUGUGCUCCAAAGACGAGAGAAGUUUGUGUCACUAACGCCUCCUCCAUCAGUGCCAAUUAGCAAACACGCACCGACUGUCGGUUCCCGGAGGUAACGAGCCGCUUCCUGCACGGCGCCGGGGCGGCUGCGGCCCCCAUCCCCACCACCCCCCCCCCCC
Molecule: messenger RNA, 650 nt
Organism: Lagopus leucura (white-tailed ptarmigan)
Lineage: Eukaryota; Metazoa; Chordata; Aves; Galliformes; Phasianidae
Gene: ID3
Product: inhibitor of DNA binding 3, HLH protein
Exons: 3
Coding region: 151-528 (125 amino acids)
Biological process (GO): circadian regulation of gene expression; cell differentiation; negative regulation of transcription by RNA polymerase II
Cellular component (GO): cytoplasm; nucleus
Molecular function (GO): protein dimerization activity; transcription regulator activity
Source: RefSeq, a predicted model, not a curated record